This is a messenger RNA of Hymenoscyphus albidus, 336 nucleotides long. Lineage: Eukaryota; Fungi; Ascomycota; Leotiomycetes; Helotiales; Helotiaceae. The record is from the annotation of a GenBank genome assembly.
AUGAGCAUACACCGAGAAGGGUGGUUGGAGAAUAGCUUUUACAGCAAUCUGAACCAACCGCCAGAGGGUUAUCGAAGUAAAUAACGGUCCGAUCAGGAGACAGCAAGGAAAAAGUUCAAGGGACUUGAUCUCCCUCGACCGCAACCUGCUGGUGCUAUCCUCCAAUCUCCUCAGGCCUUGAAAUCUCUGAAUGGACAACCAAUGAUACUUGCUGGCCCUGUUCCUAUGCCACUGAUAGCUACACAAGGCAAGACUCGUGAGGAAUGGACGGAGGAGCAGAAGCAGAAGGGAAAAACAAUGGUCUCUUUGGGCGAUAUGACUGCGACAGAUGAAUGA